Penicillium brevicompactum is the source of this 1092-nucleotide messenger RNA. RefSeq lists its product as uncharacterized. The transcript has 3 exons. Bases 1 to 1092 code for a protein of 363 amino acids. The record is from RefSeq and is a predicted model, not a curated record. Lineage: Eukaryota; Fungi; Ascomycota; Eurotiomycetes; Eurotiales; Aspergillaceae.
AUGAUUGGGUGCUUUGGCACAGCAAGAGCCUCUGCGGUAGCAUUGUGUCUGCUGGCUCUAUGGAGUCCAGCGGUUUGGGCACUACGAACCACUUCAGGCUCACCCUGUGCUGGUGUCUGUGGAACAACGACUAACACCACAUCGAACGAGAUUUCGUGCCUGGAUCAAGCCUACAAUCAAACGGCCACCGGGAAGAAAUUCGAAAAUUGCAUUUCCUGCCAGCUGGAGAGUGAUUUCCACGACACCAACACCGGUGAAUCGGACGUGAACUGGGGUCUCUACAACCUGCGCUACGCGUUCUCGACUUGUGUCUUCGGAUACCCGGACUCGAUUUCCAAUACCUCCUCUCCGUGCCCAGUUACAUGCGAUAUCAUUCGCACGGCGGUAGGAGAGGACAUCCAGGAGCCGAGUAUCUCCAAUCUGGAUGACUGGUGUGACAGCCCCUCGUUCGCCGACAAUGUCGUCAACGACUGCGAGCUAUGUUACAACUAUACUACCACCCAGGUCUACAUGGCAAAUUUCCUAGAAUCCAUCCGUUACAACUGUCACUUCAGGACAGUCACAGGCAAGAAAUUCAAGAUCGAACCAACUCGAAUUUUCACCCAAUCUCUCCUCCCCUCUAGUCUCUCCCUCACAACCCCAAGCUCAAGCUCCUCGAACCUCAAUCUGGGCGUCGUGAUCGCGGUCCCUAUCGUAGGCUUCCUGCUCAUCCUCUGCUCGCUCACAAUAUGCUGCUUCUUCUUCAUUCGGCACCGUCGCAAGAAGGCGCGCCGCACCGGCCAGACUGGUCAUCACAUGUACAAUAACGACUCUUCAAACGCCCAGCAGGCUUGGGCCGAGCGGCAAUAUGCCGCUGGUGGAUAUGGGUACGGCUUUGGCAUGGGGUUCAUGGAUAAUGAUGGCCGCGGUCAAGAGCUUGCGUAUGGCCAUUCCACCUCAGAUCAGCAAUAUCAGCAGCAGUACCAGGAACACUUCCAAGGACAGACUAAGUCGGGCUUCUCGCAUCAGGUCACCGAGCAGCUGCCGAGUCAGUCUCCUGUUCAUUCGCAGAUUCUGGACCCUGAUCAGAAGAGACCGCAGCAGUGGCAAUGA